UUUGACGGUUGGCUCCAAUUCACUUGAUGAUUUAUAUAACCCUGUUGACUUGGAACAUGUUUACCUUGAUUGCACAGUGCGUCGUCAUUGCGGUUGCUUGAUCACCAGUUUAUUUCGUGUGUCUAUACCAUAAUUGAUUAUACCGGUGCGGUGACUGGCGUAUGGACCGUGAUCUCAAAUGGGUGGAGCCUAUAACUUGGCAAUAUCCGGCACAGCCACAAGUGUAUACCGUCUCGCAUUUCCGUUAUUCUUGAUGUGAGGAUCGGUCCCACUCCGAUUGACAUCCUCGAAACUCGAAAGUUUAGCACCUCACCAGUGAUGCCUAUCCGACGCGACAAGCUCAAAACAUUAUACUUCGGCUCGAUGGCGGCCAUCGUUAUUUGUGUCUACCUGAGAUUUUGGUUCAUUUCUGCCCUUCGUGAUGGAAAAGAAGUUGCCAAAGACGCCAAUCAAACCCAUUCGACAAUAUUAUUCUCAUCAUUGGAGCAGACAUUCAACAUCGUCCGAUACUCGGACAUUGUCAACGUGGAAGGCCAUAACCAGUCGUCGUCGUUAAAUUCCAUUUCCCUUCUGUCGGACGACAAGCGAAUUUAUUUUCACGAAACUACCGGUCGCGAUCACCUCAACUUGCGCCAAUUGUGCGCCGUAGAGUCGACGGCCAAGGAAAAUUCCAACCGAUCAGUUCAGGUUUUCUUCCAAUCGGAUCACGUCAACUUAACUGUCGGCCCACUGGCCCACAUCCUCGAGAACUAUCCCAACAUUUUCGUGAUCCUCAUCGACGUCCGUCAUUACUUUAACCAAACGCCACUAGAAGAUUGGUACUUGGGCGGGGCUUGGCGACAGAGUCCGUACAAGACGGAGCAUUUCUCCGACUACAUCCGCAUCCUCAGCUCCUACAAGGGCGGAGGGAUGUACAUGGAUCUCGACUUUGUCGCCCUCAAGCCGUUUGAUGACAACAUUUUCUGGAAUUUCGUGCCGGAAGAAGACGACAGUGUCUUGACUGGAUCUUCGUUCCAUUUCCAGAAGGAUCACCCCAUCGUCCGGAAGAUGAUGACCUACCUGGCCUCUUCCUAUCAUCCGAAGAAGUGGUCCUAUUCCGGCCCGGCAAUGUUCCAGUCGGUUCUGCUCAAAUAUUGCCAGAGGCGAGCACCUCUGCCGACUUAUCCGGUGUUCCUUUGCCCGGACAUCCGCGUCCUUCCUAAAACUUAUUUGUAUCCCUACAAAUUCGCCGAAUGGAAGCGAAUGUUUCGCUUCUCCAACGUCAGCGGUGACGACGCCAUUUUCCAAAGCUACGCCGUUCACACCUACAACAAAUUGUCGAAGAAAGAGCCCGUCUAUGUCGGAUCCAAUCAGCUUUACAGCAAAAUCGCCCGUGUUCAUUGUCCAAUUUCUUACGCUCAUGCGCUUUCCAAUCUGGAAGUCGAUUACUUUUGAUUUCUUUUUCGUCAGCUAUUAUUUAUUUGUUAUUUUUGAAAUUGUUUUUUUUCUGAUUAGAUAGCACAUGGUUAGAUUGGUAAGUGAGAGCUAAUCUGAAUCAAAUGGUUUAUGAACAAAAAAAUGUAUGCACGCCCGGUGAAAAGUAACAUUCGCUCAUCAGUCAGCCCCCA
Messenger RNA from Daphnia pulex (common water flea), 1607 nucleotides. RefSeq names its product lactosylceramide 4-alpha-galactosyltransferase-like. The transcript is spliced from 3 exons. Gene Ontology annotation, biological process: glycosphingolipid biosynthetic process. The record is from RefSeq and is a predicted model, not a curated record. NCBI's taxonomy places the organism in Eukaryota, Metazoa, Arthropoda, Branchiopoda, Diplostraca, Daphniidae. Bases 319 to 1434 code for a protein of 371 amino acids. Gene Ontology annotation, molecular function: hexosyltransferase activity.